GACUUCAGGGAUACGUUUCAUCAUUUGAUGGUGCACAAUGGAUAAUAUACUAUCUGUAGAAAUUUCUCACUAUAUGUUUUUUCCCUUUCCAACAAAAGUAUUUUCUUGAAUGUGGAAAACUGGUUGAUGCAAUUCGGUUAUAUUUUUCAGGGCUUGAAUCUUAUUGUCUGAAUUUCUGGAAAAGAUUAGGUUUUGAAUGGUUACAUAAUCUCAAUUUUGGGUAAUAUUCAGUUAUAUUGCAAUUUGUUUGCAUCAGCUCAUUUUUCUCUUACAGAUGUAGCUUUUAGCAAGAAUUUCUCACAUAGUGGAAAAAGCAAUCAGUGUUCAUUCUGUUGUUUCAUAUAAUUCUUUUUUAAUCAGAGAUGUUUGGCCUUAUUACUAGCUUAUUCAAUCCAUUUACCUUAUUUCUUUUGGAUUUAUUUGAUUUACUGCUCUUGUUCAGAUUAGGGUUCCUCAGCUCAUUCAUCCAAGUUUAUCAAUUGUCUGUAAAAGAAUGUGGUGAAAGUUAAGUGAGUGAGUGAGAGAGGAUGGGGAGUUCUUAUGAAUUUCAUAGCAAUGGUAGUGUGAGUGAUCAAGGCCUACAGAUUAUCAGGCACCCUUUGUACCAAUCCGGUGGUCGGUUUUCAUUGCAUUGGUUCGAUGCGAGAGUGUUCUAUGUUAGAAUCAGCAAUUUCUUGGUUGAUGAUGCCACCCCGGAAUGCCUAACCCUCAACCACAUCCCUGCUUCCAUGGACUCUGUCCUUGAGGUGAACGGAGUAAGAUGCUCGAUGGAAUCACAGGGGGUCUCAUCUAUUCUUAGACGCGACAGGGUUGAUAAGAAAUCAGAAGAGGCCACAUUUGUCAGUACAGAUUGUAUAAGGUUUACAGGAAGUGUGAGAUUCGAGGUUUUUGAUAAGGACGAUCUUGUGAUCUCCGGGGUUUUGGAAAUGUCGAGUAGCAAUGGAGGUGUUGGGGAUUCGACAAAUGCAGCUAGAAAGUGGUGUAUGAAUUGUGAACCUGUGAUCAGUGCUGGAACUGGAUUUCUGAAAGGGAAGCAGAUAACGGAUUCUGAAUCUUCGUCUCCUACGAUUGAAGUUUACGUGGCAGGUACCUCCUCAGGAACCCCAGUCAUUUUAACCAAGAGCGUGCAGCUUAAUCACCGAAAGAAACACAGAAAGGGUGUCUUGCAUUCAAUCCCUGAGUGUGAUGCUUCUGAAUCUCGUGAGGAUCUUGCAUCCGAGCACGAUCUGCAGCUGGCAGAUUACAACCGAUAUAAACAGGAAAGCGACGAAGAAUACGACUUGUACUGGAGACCGGCUGACUAUGUUGAAGGUGAAGACGGAGAGCUAUCUUGGUUCAAUGCAGGGGUCCGAGUAGGUGUAGGAAUCGGGCUUGGGGUGUGCCUUGGAGUCGGGAUUGGGGUUGGGUUACUGGUUCGUACUUACCAGACGACUGCCCGGACCUUCAAGAGGCGGCUUUUAUAGUCUGGGUAAAGGACCUCUACCAUUACAGUGUGCAUUUUGAAGUUGAGAGUUUCUUGAUUUUUUUUUUUCAUUUUUCUUUGAUGGUGUUACUGAAAAUACAGAAGUAAGAAAAGAAAUGAUAUUUGAAGACUCUGUAAAUUUUUUUAUAGAAGUACUUGUAAAUAGCUUGUUUUGUCUGUUGAGAAAUAGUGUGCACUUAUGUAGAGUAGCAUCAGUAUAAAUUAUCAAUCACAUUCAUAAA
Molecule: messenger RNA, 1704 nt
Organism: Salvia splendens (bonfire salvia)
Lineage: Eukaryota; Viridiplantae; Streptophyta; Magnoliopsida; Lamiales; Lamiaceae
Exons: 2
Coding region: 528-1463 (311 amino acids)
Molecular function (GO): phosphoglycerate dehydrogenase activity
Source: RefSeq, a predicted model, not a curated record